AUGUUUCAAGACCAAUUAUUUGUCAAUGAAUUUAAUUUGACGAAACAAGCUUAUAUCAAUCAAUAUCAUGCAAUGCGUUUUCUUCGUAAUUGGCAGCUAGAACCAAGUCAAGAUAGUUACAUCGCUAUUUCUUCAAAUAGAAACGAACAGAUACUCAAGAGAUAUGCUGGCGCUAGUUUUCAAUGUACCUGGUGUCAAAAUCAGUGGUAUAGCCGUAUUCAUUCAAGUAUUUUAUUUGAAUAUAAUUCAAGUUCACGAAAAAUUAAAUGGAGAUUAUUUGGUCAACAAUGCUGUCGCUGUCAACAGGACUUUCAUCUUCCCAUUUAUGGACAAGAAGCGAUCAACGAAACUAUUCGUUAUCUUAUUGAGAAAUUGGGUCAAAAAAUUCAUCAUAUUGAUUUACGUCCAAGAGAUCCAGAUCGACCAAUUAUUCUUCACAAUGGCAAUAGACACAGAGAAGAUGAUUUAACGUGCUUUUGUGAAGCGUGCGAACUUCGACGUCAAUAUUGUGAACAUUGA
Molecule: messenger RNA, 519 nt
Organism: Rotaria socialis
Lineage: Eukaryota; Metazoa; Rotifera; Eurotatoria; Philodinida; Philodinidae
Source: the annotation of a GenBank genome assembly